Molecule: messenger RNA, 689 nt
Organism: Phycomyces blakesleeanus NRRL 1555(-)
Lineage: Eukaryota; Fungi; Mucoromycota; Mucoromycetes; Mucorales; Phycomycetaceae
Product: carbohydrate-binding module family 50 protein
Exons: 1
Coding region: 1-612 (203 amino acids)
Source: RefSeq, a predicted model, not a curated record
AUGAAGUUUACUCUGAUUGCUACUGCUACUAUGGCCUUGGUCGGUAUGGUGUCUGCUAUCCACCCAAUUCACUCUUGUACUCUUCUUCACACCGCUAGCUCUGGAGAAUCUUGCAAGGCUCUCGCCCAGAAGUAUAAUGUCUCGGUUGAAGACCUACGCAGCUGGAACCACGGUCUGACCAACUCCAGUGAGGAUAGAUGCCUUAACCUUUUCCCUGGUGUCCCUUACUGUGUACUGGCUUCCGAUCCAAAGGUCAAGCGUACUUUGUUUGCCAAGAGAGCUGCAAAGACUACCAAGAAGUCCGCGAAGAAGACUACAAAAAAAGCCAAAAAGACCACCAAGAAAGCCAAGAAGACCACAAAAAAAGCCGCCAAGAAGACCACCAAAAAAGCAAAGUCUCCCAAGAAGGCUAGUCUUAACAUCGCCAACCGCACCGACCCCAACUGCAAAAAGUAUCAUGUUGUAAAGAGUACCGACAGCUGCUACAGCGUUGCAAAGGUCAACAACAUCUCUCUAAACAAGUUCUACAGCCUCAACCUCGGUCUCCACCACCUUGGUGAUCACAUCUGUGACAACCUUGACACCGGCAAGGCUUAUUGUGUUGCUGUUUAAAUAUCCAUCAAUAUCACUUGUAAAAAAUCCUCAUUUUUGUAAUAGUAAAAUAAAUAAAGAUUCAAAAAAUAUAAAGC